Messenger RNA from Rhinopithecus roxellana (golden snub-nosed monkey), 3895 nucleotides. It is a transcript of the gene STX7, whose product is annotated as syntaxin 7. Gene Ontology annotation, cellular component: synaptic vesicle; membrane; SNARE complex. Gene Ontology annotation, molecular function: SNAP receptor activity; SNARE binding. Gene Ontology annotation, biological process: vesicle fusion; intracellular protein transport; vesicle-mediated transport. Lineage: Eukaryota; Metazoa; Chordata; Mammalia; Primates; Cercopithecidae. Bases 260 to 1045 code for a protein of 261 amino acids. The transcript has 10 exons. The record is from RefSeq and is a predicted model, not a curated record.
GAGGGCCGCUGUCACUCAGCCCCGCGGACCAAUAGUAAAGGGGUGAACCCCGCCUUCUUCCUUGAAUUGUGCUGCGGGCAUGCGCAUUGGGCGUCCCCACGCCACCGCCCAUCAGCUGAGAAUUGCUGCUGAAGGCUCCAGGGUCGGUGGGUGACGGUGGUCGGAGGUGUAGGAGGGAGCCGCGGAGGUCCAGGUGACUGCUUAGAAAACUGCACAGCCUACCAACAUCUGAUGAAAUUAGCGAAUAAGCACAUCAGCCAUGUCUUACACUCCAGGAGUUGGUGGUGACCCCGCCCAACUGGCCCAGAGGAUCUCUUCCAACAUCCAGAAGAUCACACAAUGUUCUGUAGAAAUACAAAGAACUCUGAAUCAACUUGGAACACCUCAAGAUUCACCUGAAUUGAGGCAACAGCUGCAACAGAAGCAGCAGUAUACUAACCAGCUUGCCAAAGAAACAGAUAAGUACAUUAAAGAGUUUGGAUCUCUGCCCACCACCCCCAGUGAACAGCGUCAAAGGAAAAUACAGAAGGAUCGCUUAGUGGCAGAGUUCACAGCAUCACUGACAAACUUCCAAAAGGUUCAGAGGCAAGCUGCUGAGCGAGAGAAAGAGUUUGUUGCUCGAGUAAGAGCCAGUUCCAGAGUGUCUGGCGGUUUUCCUGAGGACAGCUCAAAAGAAAGGAAUCUUGUAUCCUGGGAAAGCCAAACGCAACCUCAAGUGCAGGUGCAGGAUGAAGAAAUUACAGAGGAUGACCUCCGCCUUAUUCAUGAGAGAGAAUCUUCUAUCAGGCAACUUGAAGCUGAUAUUAUGGAUAUUAAUGAAAUAUUUAAAGAUUUGGGAAUGAUGAUUCAUGAACAAGGAGAUGUAAUAGAUAGCAUAGAAGCCAAUGUGGAAAAUGCAGAGGUGCACGUUCAGCAAGCAAAUCAGCAGCUGUCAAGGGCAGCAGAUUAUCAGCGCAAAUCCAGAAAAACCCUGUGCAUCAUCAUUCUUAUCCUUGUCAUUGGAGCUGUGAUCAUUGGUCUCAUCAUAUGGGGACUGAACCGCUGAAGUUAUGAAGGAGCACGCUGUUGCACUACAUUGUCUAAAUUAUGUAGGAAGGUUCCUGUAAUCAUGUUUUUUUUUUAAAUUAUUAUUUUAAAGCUAUUGUAUAAACGAUGGUUCCCAUACUUUGUUAUUUUUAUUGGGAGGUUGGGGUGGUUCCUUUGGAUUAAAUCUGAUAUUUUCUAAUACUGAAAGAUUUUCUAAAUAUCACUGCUGACAUAACUGCCAUGGUCUUCAAUUUAAUAGUUGUUAAGUUUUUGCCCACAUUGCAUAUGCCUUUCAUUUGUAAUUUAUUUAGCCUGCUUGACUUAGUUUUGGGAAUUUGUAAAUUUAAAGGUGUGUGUAUUCUGUCUGCAUCUCCCUGUCACUGUGACACACCUAGAUUUGUGUUACUUCAAUUAAAAUUCUCAAAUUUAAUUUUGAUUUGCUUCAGCAGGGAAAAUAUUCUCAAUAAUGUAAAAUAAUUAAGGUCUAUUCAUGGGGUAUAUUUUUCUGGUUCACAACAGCACAAAGUGUCUUUCAUUUUUCUGUUGAUUUUCUUUUAAGAUCCUUUUUACUCUGAAGUCGGUGAAUACUUUUCUAGUUUAUUUGAUACUCCUUCUGUGUAUAUAUUAAGCUUUUGCUGUAGAUUGCCUAGUAAAAAUUACUAAGGACAGGUUGUUUUUACAUAUGACCUAUUUAAGUCUGAUGUUUACUGGGGAAAGUGUAGUUACUACAAAUGUUUAACAUCAUUUGGAAAAAGAGUAUGAAAAACCAAUACCAAUUCCUAUCGUGUUUGGAUUCUAAAGAUCCCAGUUUGUUAUUCCACUAAACUAGUUAUCUUAACCAUAUCAUCUGGUUUUGUGGGCCAUUAUUUACCUUCCCUUAUGUCUUAUAGAAUAAUGGCUACUAUUUUUAGGUCCAAAUUACUUUUGGAAAGUAACUUUCCCACAAUUAACUGUUUUUGCACGCCCGACACUUAAAAUUUAGUGUUUACCUUUUGUGCCAUCCUUCAUUAGAAAAGCAAUUGGAUGUUUGCCAGUUAUCUCACUUCCCUUUUGAAAUCAGUGUUGUUUUAAUGCACUAAUCUGAAUUCUGUAAAGAGGAUUAUCUUAGUUUAUGCUUUGUAUUUUAUAAUGUUCUUGUAUAGCAGUUCAGUACUGAAGGCAGUGCUUAACUUAGCAAGCUCUGAGACUUCAAAUGGGAACAAAUAGUAAGUAGCUAAGUAAACCAUAUCUUUGCAACCAAAAUAAAGAUGAGUUAAAAGGUAUCUAGUUAGGCCUAUUUCAUGAGAAUUAUGCUCUGGUGGGACCACAGGUCACCUGAUACUUAGUGCCGCGCUGCCUGAAACCUCAGCAUGGAGACGUCACCACAUGCACUGUGGCCAUUCACCAUCUUUCUGGAGCACCAGUUCACUCCAGGUUUUUAUUUUAGGGUGUCACCGAUUUUACCUACUUUGUCAGACUGAUAGAAGUUUCUUUGCAUGUCAGAAAAACUCCAUUUUUUUCCACAAAAGGGAUUACACAAAACUCUUUUGUGAGUAAGUGGUUGGAACUCAGAGACUCCUGUUGCCAGAAUCAGACCGCCCUAGAACAGAAUGGACAAUGCAGGGAGGAGAAUUCACACAAACAGUGCCUGUUCUGAGGCCCGGCCAGCCCACCAGGCCUGCUCGAAUGUGGUCUUCAAGUGCACAGAGGCACAUGAGGUUUCUGGUGAUAAACCAGCAUCUUACUGCUGUUUUAAAGUCCCGGCCCCAUGACUUUCACCAUCAGUUUAGUUUUUUCGCUGUACUUGAUAAAAUGUUUAUUUUCAUACAGGUCGAGUACAUUUACUUCUAUUCAUUUCACAGUGAGUACCCAGUAACAACAAAAGCACUUAAAGUUGGGGGGCAUGAUUUUAGUACCUUUAUUUGAAGUGUAAUCAUUUUAAAUUAUUAUUAUUUUAACUGGGGCAGUGAUCAGUGGUUUAAAAAGGAACUUUAGUGGUUUCAAUUCUUUUAAGAAACAUUAAUUUUGAGGGAAAAACUUCCCACAGAAUAUUUGGAACGUAAAAGUAGUAUUAAUUAGAAAAAAAUUAAAUAAGAAACAUAGUAUGGUAGCCAAAUUAAAAAAAAAAUUUGAAUUUUUCUGUAGGUCAGUUUUAGAAUUGCCGUGAAAAGUGAAGGUUGCCCUGUGAAGAAUAAGAUUAGAGUUGUUGUCAUAACUGACGGCAUGGUGAGUCCAUUUGAGUCAGACUGAAGAAUUUCCUCCUCAAGUGACUAUACAUUUGUUUUUGUGUGCUCAAAAGAAAUUCUCAAACACAGAUUGAUAUUAACCAGCCAGGUACAUUGAAUGACAAUGUGGCAUUAAGUAUUUGGCUGUUGUAUUCGUCGUUAAAUACUAUGGUCUUGCAAUAUGAUUGAUGGUAAAAGAGUGAUGUCAUAUUGAUAUAGAGUAGCUUGUUUUUUUAGUAGACGUGGGACCAUCUCUUUUACAAGUACAGCUCAGUCUAGGACAGCCGUGGAUGCAGUGUCUGGAGUUGGACCCUCUGAGCACGCUGGCUGCCACAGUAGCAUCUGCAUCGGUGACCAAGGACACUGCACUUUGAAGAGGUCACCACUGGGUCGUUUAGUGUCUCCACCGCUUUUGUUAAAAAUCGUAAAAUUUUGUACACAAAAAAGUUGUGUUUUUGAAUAUCAAUUUUUUAGACACACCUACAAUGAUAAAUAAGUGCCUUUAAAGGCCCCUCUUUCCUUGAAAUACAUCUGUGGUUUAGCAAGGAAAGUACAAAACAGUUUAUGUAGUUGGUAUAAUCUUUGUGUCUUCAUGUAGAAAAAUGAAUGUCAUAAUAAAAUAUAAAACUUAUGUAAAGAAAAUAAAGUCAUUGUCUACCUUAAUA